GCGGUGGCGAGUUUUCUAUCAUAAGUUAGGUUAUAUAUCGUAUGCAUCAAAUCAUACAAUUAUUUAUAAGCUAGUUUUUUAAGGAAAAAACACUUAAAUUUAGUGAAUUUGCAGUGCGAAAUCUUUAAAAAACCACAGACGAACACUUGGCACAAACGAAAGUUACGUGUAAACGUCGUGGCUUUUGUUUAAUUAUUUUGAAAAAUAAUACAAAAAAACAAAAAAAAAAACUUUGGCAACUAAAACCAACCCCUACAACAACACAAGCAUCAAACAACAGCAACUAGUGUUAAAUUGAAAAGUGUAUACAAGCGAUAAAGAAACCAACAAAACAAGACACCAACCGACAACAGAAGAAGAAAUUCAAGUCCACAAGUGUAACAUAAACAGCAGCAAAAUUACGUCAAUUAUUGAAAAUAUACCCGGCGCAAUAGCUCACAACAACCAUCAAAACAACAUCAUGGAAGAAGACGAGAGGGGCAAACUUUUUGUUGGCGGCCUGUCCUGGGAGACAACGCAAGAGAAUCUUUCUCGUUAUUUCUGCCGCUUCGGCGACAUCAUCGAUUGUGUUGUAAUGAAGAACAACGAGAGCGGUAGAUCGCGUGGCUUCGGCUUUGUCACCUUCGCCGAUCCCACGAACGUCAAUCAUGUGCUGCAGAAUGGUCCGCAUACGCUCGACGGUCGUACCAUCGAUCCCAAGCCGUGCAAUCCACGCACGCUGCAGAAGCCCAAGAAGGGCGGCGGCUACAAGGUCUUCCUUGGCGGUCUGCCAUCGAACGUUACGGAGACUGAUCUGCGCACGUUCUUUGGCCGUUAUGGCAAGGUUACCGAAGUGGUCAUCAUGUACGACCAGGAGAAGAAAAAGUCUCGUGGAUUCGGAUUCUUGUCCUUCGAGGAGGAGUCCUCUGUGGAGCAUGUGACCAACGAGCGUUACAUCAAUUUGAAUGGCAAGCAGGUUGAAAUUAAGAAGGCCGAGCCUCGUGACGGUUCCGGUGGACAGAACUCUAACAACAGCACUGUGGGAGGUGGUUACGGCAAGCUGGGCAACGAGUGCAGCCACUGGGGACCUCAUCAUGCGCCCAUCAACAUGAUGCAGGGUCAGAAUGGUCAGAUGGGUGGUCCGCCACUCAAUAUGCCCAUUGGGGCACCCAACAUGAUGCCUGGAUACCAGGGCUGGGGCACAUCGCCUCAACAGCAGGGCUAUGGCUAUGGCAAUAGCGGACCUGGCUCCUACCAGGGCUGGGGUGCACCUCCAGGCCCCCAGGGACCACCUCCACAGUGGUCGAACUACGCUGGACCGCAGCAGACGCAGGGCUAUGGCGGCUACGAUAUGUACAACUCGACAUCGACGGGAGCACCGUCGGGUCCGUCAGGUGGCGGUACCUGGAACUCAUGGAAUAUGCCACCCAAUUCGGCUGGACCAACUGGGGCACCUGGUGCCGGCGCUGGCACCGCCACCGAUAUGUACUCUCGUGCCCAGACCUGGGCAGCUGGCGGACCAUCGACCACCGGCCCCGUGGGCAACAUGCAGCGUACUGGACCCGGAAAUUCGGCCUCGAAAUCGGGCUCCGAAUACGAUUAUGGCGGCUACGGAUCCGGCUAUGAUUACGAUUACAGCAACUAUGUUAAACAGGAGGGUGCCUCCAAUUAUGGCGCAGGUCCCAGGUCAGCGUAUGGCAACGAUAGCUCCACACAGCCACCGUAUGCCGCUUCGCAGGCCGUUUAAGCAGCUGCCUGUGUCCCCGUCUCCCGUCUCCGUGUCCGUGGUCCCAAGAGAAAGAGAGAACGAGAGAAGGAGAGAGAGAGGUGAAUGAUGAAGAAGGCAAAAAGAUGGUGGUAAUUGUAAGCUAAAGCGUCGUCUGUUCUCGUUUAAACCUUUUUUAAAGCAUAUACAUAUUUUUCAUUUUGAGA
Messenger RNA from Drosophila nasuta, 1911 nucleotides. It is a transcript of the gene Hrb27C, whose product is annotated as Heterogeneous nuclear ribonucleoprotein at 27C. Gene Ontology annotation, cellular component: cytoplasm. Gene Ontology annotation, molecular function: mRNA binding. NCBI's taxonomy places the organism in Eukaryota, Metazoa, Arthropoda, Insecta, Diptera, Drosophilidae. The transcript has 3 exons. Bases 461 to 1726 code for a protein of 421 amino acids. Gene Ontology annotation, biological process: regulation of translation. The record is from RefSeq and is a predicted model, not a curated record.